GUUGGACGAGUGGAUUUGCACCGAAAUCAUGCGGAAGCUGACCCCCCCACCGACGGGCUUCGACCGAUUGGAAGACGAGGCGGCAAGCACGAGAGACUACGAAGAUGAAGAAGAGGAUGCGAGCGGCGAUGAUAAUGAAAUGCUAUACGUGAUUGAGGAAGGAGACGGAGUAGAUUUCGCGAACGACGGAGACGAAGACGAAGUUGAAUAGAUGGAUUGGAUUCGCUAGCAUCACACGAGAUCGUGGGAAGCGUAGUAGCGUAUAGUUUUCCUUCUUGCGAAUUAU
Messenger RNA from Laetiporus sulphureus 93-53, 286 nucleotides. RefSeq lists its product as uncharacterized. The record is from RefSeq and is a predicted model, not a curated record. The transcript is spliced from 2 exons. The annotation marks the transcript as partial. NCBI's taxonomy places the organism in Eukaryota, Fungi, Basidiomycota, Agaricomycetes, Polyporales, Laetiporaceae.